UUUUUUUUUUUUUAAAUGCUUGUGUCUCUGGAUGGCACUUCCUUGAGCUAAUCGCCUUAAUCCAUAUGAUGUUUUGGUUGAUUUGAAGCUGGGUUGGAAAUCAUCUGUUGAAAUGAGAAAACCACGGAAAGUGCAUGUAAAUGACAAAAAAAAAAAAAAAAGGCAACCCGAAUACAUGUCUUGUAGACGAAAGUUAUUAUUGUCUCACUCAGGCACGGGCAAGUUGAAAUUGAAACCAAGCAAUUGCCAAAGGGCCUCUUUACUUGCAAGGGUCCUUUUUAAUCAUUUCUUCCCAUGCAAGACUUUGAUCAUGCUUUAAAGUGAGAAUCCGAUUCACUUUGGGCCCCCCUUGCACUGUUGCACAUGCCAAGUUGUCUUGUCUUUGAUGAGUUGUUUCCAUCAGCGCCACCUGAAGUCAUUUGCUUUUCAAGAAAAAGGUCCAAAAGAGGGCCAAAACAAUUAUCUGACAAAGCCUCUGGCCCCUUGUCUUUGCUUCUGCCGUCCUCUCGUGACUCCCCGCAGACACGAGCCAGUGACUAAGAAUAAAGUGGAAAAUGUCACAUUCCUCGUCUCUUACAUACUAUUUUCCUAUAAAUCAGUGCCCAGUAGUCGUAGAUGAGAAGAGAGGGGAAGAGCCAUGGCUAGGACUAGCAGCAAGGUUUUGGCGCAGGUAGUGGUGGUGAUGGUGCUGAUUGCAAUGGUGGGAGGGGCCUCGGCUGCUACCAUAUGCAACAUAGACACCUCCAAGCUGGCUGAAUGCCUACCAGCAGUGAGCGGGCGUUCACCUCCACCACCUACCAAGGCUUGUUGCACUGCCUUGCUCAGCGCCGACCUUCAUUGUUUGUGCAACUACAAAUCUGCCCUUCCUGCAUUUGGAAUCAACCCAGCACUUGCAAUGGCCCUGCCAAAAAAAUGCGGCGGUUCCCUCCCACCAAAUUGCAAGGUGGAUGCAGAGCCUUGAAGCGCUUCAAGUUCCAAGCAUUUAAGUUACUAGCUUUUUAUCCAUCCGUCUCCUUUUUCAUCAAAUCUAGAAGCAUCUUUCAAUCUUUGUGUUGAAGACUUAUGUUUGAAGACAUGUUUGUGAGACUUGGUGUUGGUAGUAGUAUUGUACUCGCUGUCCCCUUUUUCUGUUAUAUCUAAGAACGUAUAAAUUGGGUUUCUGCUCA
This is a messenger RNA of Vitis vinifera (wine grape), 1166 nucleotides long. RefSeq names its product putative lipid-transfer protein DIR1. Lineage: Eukaryota; Viridiplantae; Streptophyta; Magnoliopsida; Vitales; Vitaceae. The coding region runs from base 638 to 961 and encodes 107 amino acids. Gene Ontology annotation, molecular function: fatty acid binding. The transcript is spliced from 2 exons. The record is from RefSeq and is a predicted model, not a curated record. Gene Ontology annotation, biological process: systemic acquired resistance.